AGUGCUUACAGUGAAGCACCAACACACUGCCCCCUAGUAAAACACUCCCCGCACACAGUUAAGCCUUUGAUUGCCCCUCAUGUUGACCCCUUCCUGCCCAGUGUCAUUAGUACAGUUCAGGGGCGGACUGACAACUCAUGGUGCUCCCGGGCAAUAGGGGAUCAUGGGGCCCCUGUGUCCUCGCCCACACUCAAACCACACCCAAAAAGCCUAUGAAAGGUACCAAGUGGCAUCUCAUGGGGCCCCCUACUGACCCCGGGCCCUCGGGCAGUGCUGGAGUUCCCAAAUAGUCAGUCCGCCCCUGGU
Messenger RNA from Staurois parvus, 306 nucleotides. The record is from the annotation of a GenBank genome assembly. NCBI's taxonomy places the organism in Eukaryota, Metazoa, Chordata, Amphibia, Anura, Ranidae.